Messenger RNA from Chaetura pelagica (chimney swift), 1101 nucleotides. It is a transcript of the gene PRR5L, whose product is annotated as proline rich 5 like. Gene Ontology annotation, biological process: TORC2 signaling. The transcript is spliced from 8 exons. NCBI's taxonomy places the organism in Eukaryota, Metazoa, Chordata, Aves, Apodiformes, Apodidae. The record is from RefSeq and is a predicted model, not a curated record. Bases 1 to 1101 code for a protein of 366 amino acids. Gene Ontology annotation, cellular component: TORC2 complex.
AUGAUUGGAGGAUUCAUUGUAGAGCCAUCCUUUGCUCUCCAGUUCCAUAAAAUGGGUUCAUUCAGAAGGCCUCGACCUCGCUUCAUGAGCUCCCCAGUCCUCAGUGACCUGCCGAGGUUCCAGGCUGCCCGACAGGCUCUGCAGCUCAGCUCCAGCUCUGCCUGGAACAGUGUUCAAACAGCAGUGCUAAAUGUGUUCAAAGGGAGAGGCUUGCAGAAAAAUGAACUUUACACCCUCAAUGAAAAUAUCAGAUGGCUGCUGAAGAGUGAACUUGGAUCCUUCAUCACAGAUUACUUUCAGAACCAGCUCCUUGCGAAAGGCUUGCUGUUUACAAAGGAGAAGGUUAAAUUGUGUGAAGGUGAGGAUCGCAUUGAUGUCCUGUCUGAAAUCUGGGAUCACUAUUUUACAGAAAUUCUUCCUACACUUCAGGCAAUAUUCUACCCAGUCCAGGGUCAGGAGUUAACUAUACGUCAGAUUGCUCUUCUUGGCUUCAGAGACUUGGUCUUGCUAAAAGUCAAGUUGGAAGAAAUUCUUCCUCUGGUCCAGACAGAGCUCCCAGCUUCUAUUGUCCAGAUGCUGUUAAUUCUGCAGAGUGUCCAUGAGCCAACUGGCCCCAGUGAGGGCUAUCUACAGCUGGAAGAACUGGUCAAACAAGUGGUGUCCCCAUACUUGGGUUUGUGUGAGGAUCACAGCUUCUCUGGUAGCACCUGUUUGCUUGAGAGACGGUACUCCAGAUCCCGUCCUAAGACCAGCGUACUGAAUUACCCAUCUCAUGUGGUGAUGACCCGGCAGGCCAGCGAGGUGGCCUUGACCCCACUGACAGAGCAGGAGGGUGAGGCUUACCUGGAGAAAUGUGGUAGCAUCCGUCGCCACACUGUUGCCAAUGCUCACUCAGAUAUUCAGCUCCUGGCAAUGGCCUCCAUGAUGCACACAGGAAUGGUGGUUGAAGAAUCAGAGACUACGGACAAAUGUCUCCUUCUGCAGCCCAGUUUUAGCCACAGGCAGUGUUCCAGUGAGCCCAGUAUUGCUGAUGAGCCAGAUGUAGUCAUACCAGCAGGAAGGCAGGACCCUGCAGACUUGAACUGCACACCAGCCAGCUAG